Messenger RNA from Rubroshorea leprosula, 610 nucleotides. The record is from the annotation of a GenBank genome assembly. Lineage: Eukaryota; Viridiplantae; Streptophyta; Magnoliopsida; Malvales; Dipterocarpaceae.
CUAGGGAAAACUCCUCCAACAAACAGUAAGUUGCAAGCCAAAGCGACUUGGGCUUCAGGUCCGGAGGAAUGCAAAGCUCAGUGAAGAUGAUCAUGUGCGUUGCCGUUGUCAAUCAUCGGGUCGACCCACCUUGGCAUACCCUUUCAUCACUAUGGAUUCUUCUUGUUCGUUGUAACUGGAAGGUUUUGAUGAUGUUGUUUAAUUUCUAUGGCUCCUGCCUUGCGCCUUGUCCUAUAGUAGCUCCAUAUAUCCCUGGCGGAUCCGAGCGGACACUACUGACAGAGGACCCGUCCCCGUCUGCUCGCGGAGAGUUCACGCCAUUACACAACUCCUGAUCAACUUCCAGGACUCCCUUUCAAUGCCCGAUAAUUGCACUUUUCAAUUUCGCUUCCUUUCCCAAGAGCUUAUCUCCUCCGGUUCCUUCUGUUUUUUAUUUCUUCUUUAUUUUUUCUUUUGAUUGGUCAUCGCUACUCUAUGUUUUUCAGGGUGCUUUUUGUAAAGGGGAAGUCUGGGUGAAGGUUGUGUUGCAGCGUUGUUGAGAGGUGGUGAUAUUGGUCGAUUGGCAAAGAAGGAGAAGUUGAGAGAGAAGAAAGAAAGUAAUUUAUACCAG